AUGCAGGCCAAGGUACUGCUCGCCAUCUUGGCGUCGGCCUCCGUCACCAUAGCGGCGGGCGGUGAAGAAGUCACCGGAACCGCCAACGAGGAGCCUCUCCCGGAAACCACCCCUGUCGAGGAAGUUGAGCCUUCGGUUCCCGUAGUUACCGAGCCUGCUGAGCCGGUCGAGCCUACCGAGCCCGUUGAGCCGGUCGAGCCUACCGAGCCUGUUGAGCCGGUUGUGCCUACUGAGCCCGCUGAGCCGGAGGAACCAACCGAGCCCGCUGAGACGGAGGAACCUACUGUGCAACCUGUGGUGCCCCUCAUUGGCACUAUCGACCCGGUCACUCCUACCGACCCGGUCACUCCUACCGACCCGGUCACUCCCACCGACCCGGUCACUCCUACCGACCCCAUCACUACUCCUACUGACCCCAUCACCCCUUCCGAGCCGACCACCACGGAUAGCACGACCGUCACCUCGACAACCUCGCCCGACACCAGCUCCAGCUCCAGCAUCCCCUCGCCCACGACUUUCACCAGCAGCAUCACCACCACCACCUUCACCGUGACCACGACCAUCACGCCCCCUCCCCCUCCCCCUCCUCCUAGGCCCAUCACCGUCACCACCACCAUCAUCCCCAACCCCGUGACCAUCAUCAGGCCUCCCGGCUUCGAGGUCAAGCCCCUCCCCCAGGCCCACACCCAACUCCAGACCUUUAACGACCCCUGGCCCCAGUUCCCCAUCUCCAACGCCAUCUGCAAGUACACCGUCACCGGCGUUGGCGCCUCCCGCCUCCCCAUUACCGACUUCGCCUGCGGUGGCGGCUGGUUCGUCAGCUCGGCCUGGAGCGGCCAGUUCGGUCCCGGCAACGGCUUCUUCGUCUUGGCCGUUACCAACCGCGUCGGCAUCAUUUGGCCCGCCUACUCCGACUGGGAGAUUCAGAACGGGGUCACGUUCCAGCCGGAUAAGUGGUACUACCCUCUUUGGUUUACUUAG
This is a messenger RNA of Parascedosporium putredinis, 981 nucleotides long. The record is from the annotation of a GenBank genome assembly. Lineage: Eukaryota; Fungi; Ascomycota; Sordariomycetes; Microascales; Microascaceae.